Loa loa (African eye worm) is the source of this 195-nucleotide messenger RNA. RefSeq lists its product as hypothetical. The annotation marks the transcript as partial. The record is from RefSeq and is a predicted model, not a curated record. NCBI's taxonomy places the organism in Eukaryota, Metazoa, Nematoda, Chromadorea, Rhabditida, Onchocercidae. The transcript has a single exon.
AUGAUAUGGAAAGUAGAGAAAAAGGAGAAGGAAGUGAAGGAAGCGGAAACGGAGGAGAAGGAACUGAAGGAAGCGGAAACGAAGGAGGAGGAGAAGGAGGAAGAAGAGGAAGAGGAAAAGGAAAAGAAAAGAAAAGGAAUAAUGAAAACUGCAAAUGCUGUCUUUUUAAAUGAUAUGAGAACAAAAAUUAAAAUG